Messenger RNA from Myzus persicae (green peach aphid), 580 nucleotides. RefSeq lists its product as uncharacterized. Lineage: Eukaryota; Metazoa; Arthropoda; Insecta; Hemiptera; Aphididae. The coding region runs from base 27 to 419 and encodes 130 amino acids. The transcript is spliced from 2 exons. The record is from RefSeq and is a predicted model, not a curated record.
UAGAAGAGAACCAAGCAAACAAAAACAUGGAAAAUCUGGUCAAGCUGCUACUAAACGGCGAAAAUUCGUGUUUUUUGACCAGUCUUCCUCCUUCCGACAAUGGAAGAUCGACUCGGAUUGGACACCGCUCGGGUUGUAACCCUGCAGAUAAUACAAAUGGAGACAAAACAGGAAAUGAAGACCCCACUGACGCUGAUUCAGUUACAUCUAACUCAAGACCUGUCAAUGAUGAUACCACCUCGAUUAAAAUAAACACUGAAUCCUCUACCAUUACCAAUACAAUUACACUGCCAAAUCGUCCACAUCAACUAAGUGCGCCAAACAAUUAUCGUUAUUGUCGAGGAAGAUCCUUCAUCCGUAACGUAGAACAUGCUUUAGAACUCUUGAAACUCAAACAGGUGAAUUUGAAAAAAAUUUAAAUCAACUACAGCCUUUGUUUGGAAAUCAAGAGCGCCAAUAAGACAGCAUGGAGAAAAAUAACAAGACAAUACUCCUUUCUUUUUUACAUAAUUUUUCUGUCAUAUAUGUCUUUGUAACUAUUGUAAUUUGCAAUUUGUAAAAUAUUUUCAAAAGGGUUUCC